Nezara viridula (southern green stink bug) is the source of this 1497-nucleotide messenger RNA. The record is from the annotation of a GenBank genome assembly. Lineage: Eukaryota; Metazoa; Arthropoda; Insecta; Hemiptera; Pentatomidae.
AAUAGUUUCCAUGACCUUCACCAGUGCUCAGUCAUUCACUGUUCUUCCAAGUGAGUUGAGUCUCUCGUGAGCGAUUCCUCCGAUUUUAAAGAAAUGGGAUGUGCAUUGAAUAUUUCUGUCAUAGUGCUAUUAGUUUCUAUAGUAAUUGGAUAUUAUGUUUACAAUUAUACAUUACCGCCACCAGUACCAAAGAUUGAAUUAACAUAUUGGGGACCAGGAACAGAAAAACCCGAUGACAAAACCAUCAAACCUUUUAAAAUUAACAUACCCAAAUCUGAGUUAGAAGAUCUUAGAGAAAGGAUAAUUAAUACUAGAAAAUUAACACCUCCUUUGGUUGAUGGCUUUACUUAUGGAUUCAAUACAGUUUAUCUGAAUAAGUUUGUAGAAUUUUGGAAAAAUAAAUACAAUUGGACAGAAAGAGAAACUUAUCUCAAUAAAUAUCCUCAAUUUACAACAAAAAUUGGAGGAUUAAAUAUACAUUUUCUACAUGUGAAACCUGAUAAAUCGUUAGUUAAAGGGAGGAAAGUUUUGCCGUUAUUGAUGAUCCAUGGAUGGCCUGGCUCUGUAGUAGAGUUUUAUAAAAUAAUUCCAAUGCUAACAACUCCAAGGCCAGAUGCUGAUUUUGUUUUUGAGGUAAUUGCACCAUCCCUUCCUGGUUACGCAUUCUCAGAGGCUCCAUCAAAGCCAGGUCUACAUGUGGGACACAUUGGAUUGAUAUUCAAUGAGUUGAUGGCUCGACUUGGUUUUAAGCAAUACUAUAUUCAAGGAGGCGAUUGGGGUUCUUUCAUUGGCCAUGCACUUACCAUCUUAAGGCCUGAUAGGGUUCUUGGUUAUCAUUCAAAUAUCUGUUCAGCUCAAACCCCUAAAGCAAGAUUAUAUAUGUUACUAUUUUAUUUGUUCCCUAAAUUAUUUGUUGAAGAAUCUUUACAAGAAAAAUAUGUAUCGCAAUUUUCUGAUAUGAUCCUUGAAAGUGGAUAUUUUCAUUUACAAACUACAAAACCAGAUACAGUUGGUGUUGCCCUGACAGAUUCACCUGUUGGACUGGCUGCUUAUAUUCUCGAAAAAUUUUCAACUUGGACAGAUAGAAAUUGGAGAUCCCUUCCAGAUGGUGGACUUGAAAAUCUGGACAAAGUUGAGCUUCUUGAUAACAUUAUGAUUUACUGGUUAACCAACAGCAUAACUACUUCGGUCAGAUUAUAUAAAGAAUUCUUCGUUGACGAUAUAACUAAACAUGGAAUGUUUCAGAGUCCAACUAUGGUUCCAACAGGUUGUAUUUAUUUCAAGCAUGAACUAAUGAUAUAUCCUCGCCAAAUAGUGGAAGAAGGUUUUAAAAAUUUAAUUUCAUACAAUCAUCAACCAAAGGGUGGUCACUUUGGAGCAAUGGAAGUGCCUGAGUUACUAUCAGCAGACAUUUGGAACUUCAUAAAACUGCUCAACAAAAAGAAAUAAAAUCUAGUGAUAAAUAUAAUUUUUAUAAAAAUAUAUUUUUAUUUUUAU